CUCGAACGUUACCAUAGAGACGUUUCAAGUCCCUAGAGAAACAUAAAACGAAGGACAUUCGAGUGAAUAAACGUGGCCAUGGAGGUUUUAAAUGCUGAACUGUGCGACGAAGAAAUAUGUAUAGAAGCGGAUAUUAAAAACAACGAGAAUGGCGGUGAAACCUUAGAUGAAAGCUUGUUAAGUUUAUCAGAAAGAGUAGCUAAUAUUCUGCUGCGGGGCUCAGAGAGUAAUGACCGAACCCGAACCGAAGACAUUUAUGAACUCCCUGAUAUAAUUUGCCUGAAAAUACAAAGGUACAAAGGAGAAACCAGUGAUGGACAGAUCCAUGGAGAAGGUGUUGCUUCUUUUGAAGGAGGACAUGAGUACAAGGGAAUUUUCUCCAAAGGACUCAUGGAGGGAUUUGGUACCUUCACACAGGCAGAUGGUGUGAAAUAUGAGGGAGACUUUGUGUGCAACUUGCCAAUGGGCCAGGGAACUUUGACAUGGCUCGAUGGUAGCACUUAUACAGGGGACAUCAGCAGAGGUAUAAGACAUGGAAUUGGAACCUACAAAUGUGCCAGAACCGGCAUGUCUUACAGUGGGCAGUGGGAUCAGGGCAAGAGGCAUGGAAAGGGUAAAGUGUAUUAUGAUGAGGACCAGAGCUCCUGGUAUGAUGGGGACUGGGUGGUGAACAAGAGAGAAGGGUGGGGAGAGAGGGGUUACCCAUCUGGAAACACAUACGCUGGUGAAUGGAGGAACAAUCUGAGGCACGGAGAGGGAACUAUGAACUGGAUCAAACUGGGACAGCAGUAUGUUGGGAGCUGGAAAGAUGGAGUGCAGCAUGGUUUGGGCACACACACCUGGUUUUUGAAGCGCAGUGAUGGAUCCCAGUAUGCCCAGAGCAACCAGUACAGGGGGGAGUUCUUUGAAGGCCAGCGUCACGGAAAAGGAGUCUUUUACUACGCUGGUGGUGCGAUCUACACAGGAGAAUGGAGGAACAACAAAAAACACGGGCAGGGCAAGCUCACUGCGAGGAGUGGCCGUGUAUUUGAAUGCGAGUUUGAUGACGAUCUGAUCUUAGCCAGCCUGAGUGAAGACAGAGCUGCACUGCCCCUCGUCGCCGUCGCAGGCAUCCUUCCGCUGUCAGACAACGACUCCAAGAUACUAGGAUCUGACAUGGCUUUCAACAUCCGAGUUCUCCUGAAUAAGAUCCCACAGAGAGACCGUGAGACUGAGCGCAUGAAGGUGGAGUCUGUGGUGAUGAGCCAACACGUGGAGCUGAGGCUCAUCUUUGGUUUCUACAGCAGACUCGGCCGCUCCAAUCCUCCCGACAACAUCUUCCUGCUGUCCCACCUGCAGUUCUGGCGCCUGCUCAAGGACUGCAACAUCCACCGUCACGGCGUGACGCUGACACAGAUAGACCGUUUGAUCAGAGAAGAGGGAGGUGUAACAAAGACCUGCUUGCCUUUCACGUUCAUGCCGCUUCAUGAGUUUCUCAUGGGUCUAGUGACGGUGGCCUACUACAUCUACAGGGAAGAUUUGGUGUCCGAGAAGCCCCUGUUGGCCGCCUGCUUUUCCAAACUGAUGACGAACGAUGUCCUUCCAAACGCCAGGAAUGUAAAAGGCCUCCUGUUCAGCCAGCCAGACGUCACAGAGGAGGCUCUGAAGUACCUGAACAAGUGCUGGGAAAUCUUUCAGUAUUUCUGCAGGAUCUACUCAGCCCACAGCGACGAGCCAUGCAUGACCUGCAGACACCUGCUGUGGAUGUUCAGGGACCUCAGACUGUUCGAUCAGCGUCUCACCACAACAACAUUACUGGAGCUCCUCAUUGCAGAGAACUGUCUAAGCGACACCUGGCCUUCUCGUGUGGAGCUGGAGAUUCUGUUCCUGGAGUUUUUUGAGGUGCUUUUGGACUGUGCAGAGUUAAAGUUCCAGCAGGUUUCUGAUGAGCCGGAGGAAAGCGCGGUCCAGAUUGCGACCGACAGCCAGACUACAGAGAAUUCACUUGAGGCGGAAGAAGCCUCCAGGGAGGAGGUAGAGGCUGCAGCCCAACAUGUCCAGGAGGAAGAAAAGGACACGGUGCCAAAAGUGGAGAGAGAGCAAGUAGUCCCCCCAGAGGACUACUUAGAGGAUCACAGCGAGGAGAAAAUGAGCGAACAUGAACCCAGAGACCAUCAAGAACCAAGCACCAUCCUGACUAUCCAACAGUUUUUUACCUACUGCUUCUUUCCUGCAGUUAAACAUCACAUUUUGGUUACCAGGGAGAUGGAGAAGCUUGCUGAGGAAGCCCAAAAUGCCAAAGAACCAGAGCCAAUAAUAAACUUAUGUGAAGGUCAGCAAGCAGAACCAGAGGAUACUUGACAUCUUCAAUGAAAGAAAAGCUUCUGUUCAGUAUCUAUUCUCUCCACUGUGUGUG
Molecule: messenger RNA, 2395 nt
Organism: Gambusia affinis (western mosquitofish)
Lineage: Eukaryota; Metazoa; Chordata; Actinopteri; Cyprinodontiformes; Poeciliidae
Gene: rsph10b
Product: radial spoke head 10 homolog B
Exons: 17
Coding region: 79-2340 (753 amino acids)
Source: RefSeq, a predicted model, not a curated record